Molecule: messenger RNA, 492 nt
Organism: Aspergillus thermomutatus
Lineage: Eukaryota; Fungi; Ascomycota; Eurotiomycetes; Eurotiales; Aspergillaceae
Gene: tpcL
Product: anthrone oxygenase tpcL
Exons: 2
Coding region: 1-492 (163 amino acids)
Source: RefSeq, a predicted model, not a curated record
AUGGACGAAUUGACAAAGCUCGAAGCCCAGAGCGACCAACUCGCCGCUGCGAUUAAGAGCUAUAUCAAGCAUCGGCGGGAUGUGGAAUUAUCUGACCAGCUUCGGGCCAACUCUGAGGCAAACAAGGAACUCAACAAAGCCAAGACAGUCAUCCACGCCAGCAUGGCCAAGAUCAAAACACUGCUCGGUGGGCCAGUGGAGUUACUCCAGGAUCUUGCUCGCCAGGGGUUCCAGAAAUCCAGCUGCGCCGGAUCAUUCGGCUCAUGGGUACAUCCGGAUUCCUUUACCUGGGUCAUCAUGACGCCGACCAACAACACCCUGUUUCGGUUGGAAGAGACAUCUGUAUCGGCAUCUGAGCCGCCGGCAGACCUGGGUGCGGUGCGGGAGCCCGUGGUGAGAUGGUCCUGGCUGCAUGCGACUCGCUCGCUGUUCCCUCUGGUCGGUGCAGUGGUGGGUUUCAGGGGAUUACUUCAUGAUCUCGGCGUGCUGUAG